CACUUACUGCCAUUCAACCUCCAUGGGAGAAUGGGGAGGGCACAAUUAGAAUGUUAUUUUUGCUCACACAACUUCUGCAAAGUUUUCUGAUUUAUUCAGGAAGGACAGCCCACAUUUAAUUUGCUUCUUCUUUUGUCAGCCACGUGACGUGAGUUUGCCUUGGUGGUGGAGGAGACGAGAGAAGUGUUCUUGUGCUUCGACAUGGAUUACACGGACUGUUUCGUCAUUUGAUGGGGGAGAUGAAGGUGCUGGCGUUUGGAGGACCACGCAUCUAAACACUGCACACUACAGUGGAAUUUGAAUCGACUGGCAUCAGCGACAAAUGGAGAGGGAUAAGGAAAGACCAAAGCAGCAUCUGGAAACCAAGGAACCAAUGGACAUCAAAGCCAUGGAGACUCUGGAAAGGCAAAUCUCCGAUUACCUGCACUCACUCCCAGCUCUCACAGAGGAAGAGAAACAGAAGUCAUGGAACAACCUCAUCUCCCUCUUCCUCCAGAUUUUUGACAAUGUCUCAACUAAUUGGAUGGUGAGGUUCCCAAGCAUCCUCCCGUUCUCCACGGAAGCUUCCAGAAUGCUGGUGCAAUCUAUCAACAAGAAGCUUGCUGAAAGAUCAGGAGGUGAGGCAGCUGCCACUGUAGAGGCAUAUCUGCGAUGUAAACAAGAUGAAGACGACAGUGAGGGGUGGAAGUUGCUGCGAACAGUACACCUUUUAUCAACAGUGGACUCAGAAACACUGAAAAACAUGGUGAAUACGGGACUUCCCUUAGUUCUUCUAAAAUGCAUACAUCUCUUCUUUACUUUUUCACCUGAAAAUGAUGCUGAGAUACGGGAAGAGAGAGCCCAAGACAAGAGUACGGUUUUCCAAGAAACCAUAACACAUGUGAUGGUAAACCUGUGCACACAGGUGUCGGCUGUGGAGGCAAUGAUACAGAAUGGUGAUCUUGGACAUCUCAUUGUGAUGGUGGUCUCCCAAUGGGACCUGUGUUCUUCCUGGAGAAAGUACACUGCUCAUGUGUUACGGGCUGUCUCAAAGACCCCCACGGAAAAUACCGUCAGAUACCUCCAUGACAACAGCUAUAUGAAGUGCUGCAUUGAAAGUUUAUCGGCAAUGGCAGACAGAUCCUCUGUCUAUGUGGCAGCUCAAGCAGCAGUCAAUGUCUUCUGUUUUGUGAACGAUUCGUAUCGGGUUUCUGGAGAGUUGCUCGCUGACUUUGAAAAGAAUGAAGGAUAUGAACUGCUGACUAUGCUGCUGCUUGGGUUUGAUAAAGAACUAGAAAAGGAAGAAGAGAAGUCUUUGGAAGAUCUAGUUGACUUUUUGAGUUCACUCACGACCUAUGGAGAGAAGGAGCUAAAGGUGAUGCCUUCUGUUACAGGCUCUCAGUUCCCAGGAUUUCAGUUUCAACAACCACCAAAGUCAGGUACAACAGUGAAAAACCUCCAGGCUUUCAAAGUUUUGCAAACAGUUUUUCUAAAUUCUAAUUGUUCCCACGUCUCAUCAAUCAUCCUGGAUCGAAUCCGAAAGAUCUGGAUCUGGAACAAAGCCAAUUUCUUCCUUCUCGAAUGGACGCAGCAAGUAUUCUUUCAGUUUGCUGAGGCCAUAUACCUUAAGUCCGAGGCCGUGCAGACUCAGUACUUUCAAAUGCUGCGUUUUGUGGUGUUUGAUCUGUCCUAUAUACCCCAUGAUGUAUUUUCAAGAGUUCAGGCGGUCAUUCGAGAGAACCUCUCUCCGGUGUGUGCCUUGCUGGCUCUGGAAUGUGUCCUGGACAUUUCCAAGUUUGACCCUCUCCUCUCCAUCGUGUUCCGGGAAACUCGCCUGCUGGAGAUGCUCCUCACGCAGCUUCAACGUCACGGAAAGAUGCUGAGGAAAGCAGGGAAGAGAGGACCUUCAGAUGAACAUCAACACCAGAAAGAGGCCUUAAGUUUGAUGUUGAAAGUUGUGGCGGUUAUGCUGCAAGGCUCCGUGAAAAACAUUGUGAUUCUUCGAGAAAAUGGGAUGACCCCCUACAUCAAGAUCUUCCUUGAUGACAAGUGUUACCGCAGCCAUGCCCUGGCCAUCUUGGAGCAGCUCUUCAUCGUCAAUGCGGAGGAGUACAUGCGCGUUGUCAUCGGGGUGCUGUGCUUAGCCACGCGGGGUGAAUUCAUGCUGAAAUUUGACCUUCUGCAGUCUAUGUUGAAUGUUCUGGGAUCGGCAAAGGCUUCGUCCGCUUUCAGGACGGCCGGUGGAUUCAACGCCUUGCAGUCCGUGUUGGCGGACAUGGAAGGAGCACUGUGUGACCCCCCCUCCGGCCAGUGGGCCUCUGUGGAUCUGACCGACAUCUGGGACCUGAUCGAGAUGACCCUCGGCACUCUCACUGUUGCCAUGCACUCUGACCCUGUCAACAGCUACUUCUUCACAGCCCAGGGCCACUUUGACAAAAUGACCGAUGACUUCAGGCUCUUCGGGUGCUUCAGCAGCGGAGGGGAAAGGUUAUGUUCUCCCCUGGACAUCAGUGGCUGCAGAAAGUUUAAGGCGUGGCUGGACUUGGCAUACAAUCCCACCGAGGAAGUUCCACCCUCUUUGAGGAGUUGUGUGAAGAUAUUUGGAUUUCUGGAUCGAAUGGCGAAAGACAUGUCUUCUCCUCAUUGGCCUUCAGGGACAUUUCAUCCUCCAAAUCCCAGUGGAUCGACCAUCCAAAGAGACAUUGAACUUCUCUCUAGAAGUCACCAAAAUACAUCUGACGCCAGUGAAAAGAAUUCCGAGCUACCGACUGCCGGUCAUGGUGAAGAUAGGUUUGCAGCAGACCCUGUGAUAGUCCAUCCAGGAGCUAUUUGUGUCAUGCUGCAUCUGUUACCAAAUAUUAACUGCAAAGAAAUCCCGCAGCUGUCCCUGGAACUGCAGUAUGCAGUAAGUGAUUACAUUCUAUCGCUUGUCAAAACAGAACGCUGCCGCCAGACCAUGUGUGGCUCUGACCUCCUGAAGAUCUUGGUCAACUGCUUCAAGGAGGUUCUGGCUGAUCAUUCCAACCCCCUGCACUUUCCGCUCAUUAGGAUCUUUGAGAAGCUGGCGUGCCAAGCCAUUGAUCCACCUGUACUCAGGGAGUUCUUGCGCCUUGGUGACCCGCUGAACUGUGGAAUUGGAAAGCCCAAGAUGAGCGCUUCAUCGCGCAAAGAUCAGCCUUCUCUGCCCUGGCAUCAGAUUGACACCAAUGAGCUGGGCCGGAGGAGAAGCCAUACGCGGAGAGGUUCGCUCGUCGCAAGGAACAGGCCACUCCUGGCUUACAGUCUAUCCCGCCUGCCGAAGUACAUGACCAUCCCUCGGCACCGGGUCAUGAGCCUGGUCUCCGCGAUGUCUUCCCGACACUUCCAUGCAGCCAGACUGACCAUCGCACCGUCCUUCACCGAGUUUGACAUGUCCACCAUUGGCCACGGGUGCUAUUUCCUGCCCACUGUGGCCACAAUAUUGGGUUCCAAUGCGGACUCUCCAAUUGUUGGUGGAAUAGGGAAUGGUUCGCGGGGGUUUCCACCACCUGCCGGCCUGGCACUCUCCACGUGGUUCAUGGUUAACAGCUUCAGUUCUGCUUUUGACGCCCAUCCUGUCCGACUGCUGACGCUCUUCCGACACAUGUCGAAGAUGGAGAGGGACUACACCUGCUUGUCCGUCCGCAUAUCCGCACCGGAGCAGCUGCUGGUCAUUUCCACUCACGAGGAAGUGUUCGAACCUUUGGACUGGAGUGAUUCUGAGCAGGCCCAGCAGCCAUCCGCACUAACCGCUGUGGAGUUCGACGUGGCCAAGUACUUGGCCAUCGGUCAGUGGCACCACUUGUCUGUGACACUGACCAAGGAUUGUCGAAGACACAGCACUGUCGUCGCCUACCUGAAUGGGAAAGUGAUAGGAACGUCUAAGAUGCAGUAUAUCCAGACGUUCCCUGGAAUGCAUUUUACUUUGGACUCCUCGGCUGUGGUCGAUGUUCAUGGAAUUAUUGGAACUCCCCAGAUGUGGAAGCAGAAAUCGUCCUUGUCAUGGCGCCUUGGUCCAACUUACCUACUUGAAGAGGCCAUUUCUUCAGACACGGUUGAAGUCAUUUACCAACUGGGGCCAAACUAUUUGGGAAACUUUCAGUCGGUUAAUUUGCCUGUGAGUGAUUUGGCCAGCACACCAGUGCCUUCAAUACUUGUGGCCGAGGAGAAAGUAUCCUUUGGGAUCAACGUAAACUCUUCAGAAGUGAUGACCAUAACAGAUAUACGGAAGACAUUCAAUGAAGUGGACAGCCGAUUAAUCUCAAGUGAGUUGGGAAUUUCUUCACGAGAUGACGCCAUGCCCAUUGUUCUGGUGAAAAACACUGCCAGCCAUCUCCCCGGGUCAGCCCGCACUCUCGGGGCAGCUCUAGCAUGCUUCUCUGGAGUCAGAACAUUUGUUUCCAGUCCUGCUGCCAACUGCUUACAAUUCCUCGGUGGUCCUGCUGUGAUAUUAGGCCUGGUUGCCAUGGCGUCUGAUGAUGGUGAAAUGUAUGCAGCUAUUAAAGUUCUGAUUUCCGUUCUGAAUGGCAGUACGCUCUGCGAAAGGGAGAUGCAGCGUAUUAAAGGCUACAGGCUGUUGGCGCUGCUACUUAAACGGAGAGCACGGCUACUGAACGCCAGGAUCUUUCAGCUGGUCCUCACCAUAGUUGGCACGGUGGAACUGGGCCGAGGAACGUCCACAAUACACAACCAGUCUGCUUUCAGGGACCUGCUUUGUGACUUUGAGAUUUGGUCGCAUGCUCCUGAAAAACUCGACCUUCUGCUUCUUAGACACUUACUGGAUCUUCUCAAAAGCAGUGAUGGAGGCAGAAAUGCAGAAGUGAUGCACAGGCUCCAGGUGGCACAGAGACUUGUAUUUCUCCUGAAUGACCCAAACAAUACCAGAACCAAGGUUCAUCUCAUACAAACUAUCCUUGCAGAUCUGCUGAAAAAUUGCUUCAGUUUGACAGAUUUUCUCAGGAUUGGCCUAUUUCUCACCUACACAUUGCCUCCAGCGUCGAUGAAUGAGACCUUUAUUUCACUGGAGAGAGUUUCCGAUACUUCAAUAGAUGUCAUAAAUCAAGUUAGUGGAAGAACGAUAUGGUUAAGAAAUCAGCUGUUGAAGAUGCUGCUGGAUGUCUCGUGUGUUGGUCACCCCACCCUCAGUGCAAGAGAUCGGGAGAAAAUGUUCACAUCGCUGGGGCCAGAUUGGUUCUUUCUCUUCAUGCAAGAUCAUCUCCACCCGACCACGGUGAUCCUGAGCACCAGACUGAUGCUGAGUUUCCUGUACGAUCCCGCGCUGCUGGCCAAGUUCAGAGACGGCAUGGCAGGAAACGUCUGGCUGGGAAACAGCACGGCAGACUGUAACAUCUUAAUGGACAAUAUAAAAUCUUGCAUGCCUGCCUGUAGUAAGUCACCGCGCAUAAUACCCGGAUUGGAAAUGACUCAAAUCUUUCUGAAUCGGCACAUGGCCAUACCUCAGAUCCACAUUAUCCUGGCUGCAUUGCUCUUACAGAAGCCACUUGUUGAGAUGCCAGAAGUCUGGGAGGUGGACCUUGACACAAUGAUUUCUUGGCUUCUUGAACAAGUCAGACCUAAUCCAAGAGAAAAGUCGACGAAACUCCCUCCUGGAUUGUGCAUUGAAGCUGCUUUGAUGCUGCUGAGGAUGAUGAGAGCCAUAUUGAACCUGCCUCCCUCAGGAAGUGACAGCUCGUGGGACAUCACCUACCCAGGCAGCGUGAUACGGUUCUUCACCCAUGCUUACCACAUGUUCUCCAGUGACCCUCUCUGGAAGUCACCAGAGUUCCUGCAGGCAUUGGCUGCUGCUGCAUUCCAUGUGGAUCAACCCCCUCAUCACACGGCUGAUUGGGGACUGCUAGUGCAGGAGAAGCCAAGCUGUAACGCUGAGACUCAGCUCCACCCCGCCCAGAAGCAAGUGACGGAAUUCAUUCACACUCUCCUUUUGGACAGCUUGUUGAACACACCUGCAAACAAACUGUUGCAUCCGGUGGAGAUACUUGUCGAGAGCUCACCAGCAAAUGCAACUGAAGAGCAGAGGAAGUCAUUCCAGACGGCAAUGUUACUCUUCAUCAUGGACAUACUGCGCAACAUAACCGAGGCAUAUCCAAUGAUCAAGCCCAUGGUCAGAGAUGGUCCGAGUAAGACACAAGGCACAGCUGAUGGAAGCUUCGUCACGCUAUUUGGCAACAUGACCUAUUUCAGCCAACGGAUUGUGGACAAGUUGUACGCCAGAAUGUUUGAUGUCAACCCUGAACAGAUCCUUCGUUUCCUAACCAGACAGAUUUGUAAGUUAAUGGAACUGAUUUACUCGCAGAAGGACCAUGUAGUGAGCAGCCUUUACAGCAGUCUUAACAGAGCAGUCCUCUACUGCCUCUCAAGGCCUCGACAGUCACCUGCGGACCUGCAGCAGUUGCUGUGUACCUUGAAGUUCCUGCAGGAAUAAUGGGACGUCAUCUUUGCAACCUUCAACUCCAGUUUGUCGUUCACCAUUUGCCUCAUCCAUUGCCUUUGUCAGGUUAAAACCGGAAACUAUCCCGAUGGCUUUGGAGUGGGAACCAGCAGCAAAAAGGCAUCCUGGAACUUACAGGUGGCAACAAACCGUGAGCAAUAUGAUGGGUCCUUUGAGCCGAUGCAUAUACAUGAUGCUCAAAGAGAAGUCUUCGAUCUGGUUGACUGGGUGUGGAAUCGUCUCAUGACACAGAGAAGACCAACACUGGAGGACUACUACAAGAUAGACCUCUCUGUCAAACAGGCGGCCAGUGAGAAGGUGGUUGGCAUAUCUGAAGUCUCCCCCCUAUGGGAAGAAUCGGCAUCCAAGGCAUGGCUUCAAUAUAUAGCUUCGGAGAAGAAGAAUAUCUCAGGACAGCUUCAGCAGAACAAAACGGAAUGGUUCUCUGAGAGCCUGUCGACGGCCGUGCGUUUAGUGGGAAAGCGUCUUUCAAGAGAACCCGACGAUGUGACUGUCAAGGAUUUCUCCAUCAGAAUGGACGAGCAAAGGAAAACUGGUCAGGAAGUGUUUGCCAGCCUCCACAUUGACCACAUACAGAUGCAGAAGUGCAUUGUGAGCCACGCAGCGACGGACUGGGCCAAAGUUGAAGAGCAGCUGCUGCAAGAGCGGGGCUUGUGGGGGCCGUCAUCAGGGCCACAGCAGGGGGCCUGCAGCCUCGACAUGGCUGAGGGGCCAGGGCGAAUGAGGAAGAAGAUGAGACGCCAAACCAUUUGCAUCAAGUAUCCUCAGGAUGCAAGUCGGGGGGCCAAUCGUGAAAUUGGUGCGAAUCCCGGCAGUGAGCAGUUGUACCUCAAGCAUUGCUCUGUGGAGAUACAUAUGGGGCAAGUCGACAGCCAGCUAUACUCAGCUGGCGAGAGUAACAUCGAUGAACAAGGCAUUGACUGCAACCAGCUGACGUUCUUCCCUGCACUUUCCGAGAGUGUCCAGUCUGAGGAGUUCUUCGAGCAGUGUGUCGAGCGGCAGGCUAUUCUCCAGGCACUGGUUGACAAGGAGAAGAUCAACAUGAAGGUCUCCCUCAUCAUCACUGAAGGCUCACUGCUGAUGGAAGGUGUCCUGCUCUUUGGCCUAGAUCACUUCUACAUCUGUGAGAAUUUCACCCUGUCAUCUUCUGGUGAUGUUUACUGCACCAAACACCAUCCCUCAAGCAUCAACGAUCCCUACAUUUAUGACAUGUGCCACAAAGAGGCUGGUGGGAAAAUUCCCAAAUGUUCCAGAUAUUCUUGCGGCGAUGUUCAUGAAAUUCACCAUCGUCGUUUCCUUCUUCAGGAUUUUGCAUUUGAAAUCUUUUUAAAGGGUGGAUUUUCAAAGUUCCUUAUUUUCCAUAAAAAUGAUAAGAAAAACGUCUUAAAAAAAUUCUACAACAUGAUUCCCGCUAUAAAGAAAGGAAAUCCCGAUAGCUCAAGGAACCUGGGAAAAAAACUGGUGGAGAAAGGAAUAAUCCAGAAGUGGCAGAAAGGAGAGAUGAGCAACUUUGAGUACCUGAUGUACCUGAACACCAUGGCUGGGCGCACAUACAAGGACCUGAUGCAGUACCCUGUCUUCCCCUGGAUCCUCGCUGAUUACCACUCAGAGGAGUUGGAUCUCACCAAUGUUAGGACAUUCCGAGAUCUCUCCAGACCCAUGGGCGCGCAGACAGAGGAGAGGAAAGACAAGUUCGUCAAGAGAUACUUUGAAAUCGAUAAUGAUGGGGACCUAUCCGCAAGAUGUCACUACUGCACCCAUUAUUCCUCAGCAAUUAUUGUUGCUUCUUACCUGGUCCGAAUGGAACCCUUCACGGAGAUCUUCUGCUCACUUCAGGGAGGGAAUUUCGAUGUGGCGGACAGGAUGUUCUUCAACAUGAAGAAGGAGUGGGAAUCAUCGUCCAGGGACAACAUGGGUGACGUGAGGGAACUGACUCCCGAAUUCUUCUAUCUGCCCGAGUUCCUGGUCAACCACAACAAGCUGGAGUUUGGUUCCACGCAGGACGGGACCACGCUGGGGGAUGUGAUUCUUCCUCCCUGGGCAAAAGGAGAUGCUCGAGAAUUUAUCCGUCUACAUCGCAUGGCUUUGGAAUGUGACUAUGUCUCUGCACACCUCCAUCACUGGAUAGACCUCAUAUUUGGUUACAAGCUGAAGGGUCCAAAUGCCGUUGAAGCAGUCAAUGUUUUCCAUCCCUAUUUCUACGAUGAGCUGGCCGAUCUCAGUAACAUCAACGACCCAUUGAAAAAGGAUACUAUCUUAGGAUUCGUCAGUAACUUUGGGCAGAUUCCUAAACAGCUUUUCAAGAAAGCGCAUCCAGCCCGGAUCAACCAAGCCAGGCAUUGGUCAGGGAAGGACCACCUCCUGCUUGCCUCCACCCAGCCUAUCUUCUACCACCUGGAGAAUCUGAAGCCCUCUGCUGCCCCAGUGACAGCCUCACUUGCUGGAGCCGUCGGACAGAUUGCACUCACUGAGAAGGGAGUUGUUGCUGUUGAGAAGAAUACAACACUACUGCCUCCCCACGGCAAUAAAACCUUCUCCUGGGGUCAUGACGACUUCAGCUGUUCCCUGGGUAACUACGGUACUGACAAGGGCCAGGUGGUGUUUGAAUGCCUGUCAGACUGGGGACAGUGCCUAUGUGCCGUGUGUCCCACCCCGGCCAAGGUUAUUACUGGCGGAACCAGCACUGUCAUCUGUGUAUGGGAACUAUUGAGCAGCAAAGACAAAUGGAAAAGUAUGGUGCUAAAAGAGGUUCUCCAUGGCCAUACGGAGGCUGUCACCUGCCUGGCUGUCAGCUUGACGUACAACGUGAUUGUGAGCGGGUCAUGUGACAGGACCUGCAUCAUCUGGGACUAUAACACCAUGGCCUACCUCAGUCAACUCCAGCACCACCAAGCCCCAGUCACCGCCCUCUCCAUCAACAAUACAACUGGGGACAUUGCCUCCUGUGCUGGGACAUGUCUCUACCUGUGGACCCUGAAUGGCCAGGCAGUGGCCAAUAUCAGCAUGACCACCGAGCUGGCGAAGGACAUCCUGUGCUGUUGCUUCACGGAGAUGCAUGAAUGGGACGAUCGCAAUGUUGUUAUCACGGGAUGCGCUGAUGGGACAGUGCAGCUAUGGAAGCCAGCAUUCACAAGAGUACAAGGGGAACACACUGCAUCUCAGCACUCCAGUACAGACAAACAUGCGGAUGGGCGGUGGGAGCGGCAACUCGUGCUUUGUCAGGAGCUGAGGCGGAGCAGCGGGCCAGGGAACAGCCCCGCCAUCACCAGCUUGGCCCUCUCCAGAAAUCACACCAAGCUCUUUGUUGGUGAUUCGUGGGGCAGUGUGUACACUUGGUCUGCUGAAGGCUGAAGCAAAGACUGCGGGCAGUAGGUCAAUGACAGUGGAUCCAUGAAGGAAGUGUGGCUUCUAGUGACAAUUUACACUUAUACCAAGCCAAUUAACCUGCAGUGCUGCACGUCUUUGGAGUGUGGAAGGAAACCGAAGAUCGGUGAAAACCCACGCAGGUCACGGGGAGAGUGUCCAAACUCCAUGUCGGGAUCGAACCCGGGUCUCUGGCGCCGCGCGCGAGGCAGCAACUCUAUCGCUGCACCACUGUGACGCCCACCGACAAGUCAUUUAUAAACGUGACGAGUCAUCUUUCCACUCAAGAUAUCUGUUAAUAAUCUUCUUUCCAUUCGUAAGUAAUUAGGAAUGAUGCACUUGGCCAUGUUUUGCAUUGUCAGGUUGUUUUGGGUUAAUAUGCAAGCAUAAAUGGAAACAGACUAAUAGUUUGUGAUUCAAAAAUCACAAACCACAAAAUCUCCAGUAAAGAACUAAGUGAUCUUGAGUCUGAAUCCCCAUCCUGUUUGUGUAAACUCUAUUUCACCAUCUCUACAUGCAGGAUGGCAGUAAACAAACAUCUAUUGUGAGGCAGAUACUGGGUGUGAUAUUACAGUGUGUAUAUAUGUAGUUGUGUGAAGAUAUCAGGUCAGGUAUCUGACGACGGACUCCCAUCAAAUCUUGUUUACUUUCAAAAAUAAACUUUAUUACAUA
This is a messenger RNA of Amblyraja radiata (thorny skate), 10501 nucleotides long. RefSeq names its product WDFY family member 4 (gene wdfy4). The transcript has 62 exons. The record is from RefSeq and is a predicted model, not a curated record. Lineage: Eukaryota; Metazoa; Chordata; Chondrichthyes; Rajiformes; Rajidae. Gene Ontology annotation, molecular function: protein binding. Gene Ontology annotation, biological process: antigen processing and presentation.